Messenger RNA from Sphaeroforma arctica JP610, 1455 nucleotides. RefSeq lists its product as hypothetical. Lineage: Eukaryota; Ichthyosporea; Ichthyophonida. The transcript is spliced from 2 exons. Bases 1 to 1455 code for a protein of 484 amino acids. The record is from RefSeq and is a predicted model, not a curated record.
AUGGCUACAAACCGUGUGUAUGAUGGCGAGCGUGAGUUCAAGCUGGAGGCGGACGUGCGUCGCCUGCUGGCCACUGAAGGCUCGGCCCGUGCCCUGGUCCGUGAUGCUGCUGCCCUUCAGCGUACCCAGCGUGCCAAGAAAGCGCAAAGGGCGAGGGUGAAUAAGAUCCGCAAACCUGCCCCCGACCUUGCUCCGGGGUCCCUGGUCAAGUUCAAGACUUCCCCGAAUCGCCCGAAGGCUGAAGAUAAGUGGAAGGGACCUGCUACUAUUUGCUCGCAUGACGGCCCGGUGACAUAUACUAUCUCUUUCCGGGGCAAGGAGGCGCGUCGGUACAGAACGCAGCUCCGACCGUACAUAUCCCCUAUCUCCCCUAUUAUUGGGCAAGAUGUGGAUUUGAUAUUUUCUGGAGAGUAUGAGCAGUGGCAUUCCAUGCGAUCUCCUUUCCGCACGGCUCCGAUUGAGGAACGACGCGCGAAUUUUGUCUCUAGCAUCGACCUUUAUUCCGAUAAUCUGUGGGCAUGGUCCGAAUAUUUUGAUUUGGUGCGUACGAAAGUUGCCUACACGGGCCUGGGUGAGGGCCAGGCGACAGAAAAGGUGCACAUCGUGAAGCAGGCGAUUACACAGGAUUUUUGCAUGUCGCUUCAGGGUCGGAUGCUCCUGCCAAUGAGAGCAGAUCCGGAUUGGCUUGUGGCGUACACCAGGCUCUAUGCUGGAGUAUGGCCCAAGUUUAGCAAAGGAGAAAAGGCCUUGGCGGUGGCGAGUUUUGCGAGAUCGCUGCGCCAGGAUACGGAGAGGAAGUAUGAGGUGCUACAGGAGUUAAUUGUGUUCAUGUGUGGGCGAUCAAUGUUGAAGGUUUUGGUAGACGAGGUUGGUGACCAAGAAAAGAACCCCUCAGUACCCGUGGCAUCGGCUACCGACUACCUGGCUGCCAUGCAAAAGCGGUUGGCGGCAUACCAGGCGGGAGCCCCGGUUGUGAAUUUAGAUGCACUAGAACCACCCCGUCCGUCAGGAGAGCCAAAUAGAGCGAUGGCGAGGGCGAUCAGCGAGGUGACGAGGCAGUUGAGGCUAGCGCCGAAAACUGCGGCCGAGAAGCGCAAAGAGGCCAGGCGGGCAGCACGGGCGGUCAAGAAGUUGGAGGCAGCGAAGCAAGGGGAGCAGCGUGAAGCAGGGCUGCAAUCGCAGCACCUGUCGGGCCUAGCAGGGGCGAGUGAUGUGUUGCAGGCUGUUCCUGUAGCCCAGCCUAAGGAGGUGGGCCAGCGAGGGGCCGAAAUAGCUCGCGCUGCGUCCCAACCUCUGCCGUACUUUAUUGAGGCAGAGGUCGAUCAGUUCUGUACGCGGUACACGAAUUGCCGCGAACAGAAUCAUACAAUCCUGGCGAUGGCGGAUGGAAAAAUUGAGCGGUAUUUGCUCUCUCAGUGUGUCACGGUCUCGAACUUUCUCGACGCAGUGUCCUAA